AUGGAACAAAUAUUUAUGAUAGAAAUUUUCGUCAAAAGAAUUGUGUUAAAAAUCGAACCACCAGAAAAAGAUGAAUACGAAUUAAGAUUAGAGGAAGAAGAAAGAAAAAGACAAGCGGAAGCAUUAGCAGCAGCCGAGGCAGCUAAAGUUAAAAAACGAAGAGGCACUAAAAAAAAGAAAAGAAAGAAAGGAAAAAAAAGAAAGAAAGGAAAGAAAGUAAAAGAACCCCCUAAACCUUCAGAAGAAGAAAUGAAAUUCAUGCAAACUUGCACUUUACAGAUGAAUUGCUUGCCGCUUUUUGAUUUCUAUGUGGCCCACGAUAAUUUCAUUCCUCCGCCACCACCACCACCACCUGCCAAAAAAGGUAAAAAACGAAAAAAGGGUAAAAAAGCAAAGAAGCCAAAAAAAUCCAAAAGGAAAGGUAAAAAAAAAGUUGUUCCAAUGAAAAUUGUUCUACCUUCAGAGCCACUACCUCAACCACCUCAUUUUGGCGUUGGCAAUUCGAUCAUGUUUCUAUCGAGACCAUCAAAGCUAGAGGAAAUUUUAAGUGAAACUCCCAUUUAUAUAACAGUUUGGAAUAGAGAUCAGGAAUUCAAUUGUAUUGGCUUCUGUAAAGUCGAAUGGCACAAGUCUUUCUUCGAGUGCCUGAAAAGAUCUGCAGAAUUAAACCCCGUGAAUAUGGAUAAAGGGGAAUACAGGGACACCUCAAGACCGGAAAUGAUAUCAAAUACAUUAGAACUUACUAGAUUUUUAUCAUGUGAAGAAGAUUUGAAGCCUUCUGGUGAAAUUGAAUUUUUCAUUCGUUUGACAUGUUUAGGUAACAGAGUGAUAAGUUAUUUUGUUGCUAUACCAGAAAUGGAACGGAUACCGGGUAGAAAAUAUUUAACUGACGAUAUUAAACUCAAAGAUUUGGAAGUGGUUAGGCAUUGGGAUGGAACUACAAUAGAUGCUGUGCCUCCUAUAGCGUACUUUUUUGGAGCCCCUGAUAUUACCAGAGAGCCAAUACGACCACCUGAAGAACCAAAAGUCUAUGAAGAUUUUGUAGCUCCAUUUACAUCUAGUGAGCUUGCAAUUCUAGCAAUGGGCUUUCCUAAAGGUCCUUGUGAAGGCACGAACUGUCCGAAAAGAAUGGAGUACCGGGGUAGUCAACACCAGUUCAUUCAUGGCGAAACUAUCAAAGGUAAAUAUCAGCAUGGACUGUUUGUGAAUAAAAGAGAUGUACAUGGACCUUGCGGUAGACUAGAUUGUCCACUAGCAAAACAAGUAAGAGCUUAUCUCUGCACGGAAGGGAGUUAUAAGCCUUGUAAGAAACCAUGUUGCAAGGAUUAUUACUAA
Molecule: messenger RNA, 1335 nt
Organism: Parnassius apollo (apollo)
Lineage: Eukaryota; Metazoa; Arthropoda; Insecta; Lepidoptera; Papilionidae
Source: the annotation of a GenBank genome assembly